Molecule: messenger RNA, 6143 nt
Organism: Cinara cedri
Lineage: Eukaryota; Metazoa; Arthropoda; Insecta; Hemiptera; Aphididae
Source: the annotation of a GenBank genome assembly
AACAAUAAAUUCAAACUACAAUUUUUGCUUUGUAAUAAUACUUUGUAAGAUUUUCAAUUUUUUUUCGUUUGUUCUAUUCUACAUUUUAAAAUAUUGAAGUUUUAUUAUAUUUUUUUGUUUAGGUAAUUUAUACAUUGCUAAAUAUGGCUACUGAAAGAUAUAGUUUCUCGUUGACUACCUUCAGGUAAAAAAAAUAGAAAUUAGAUUUUAUAUUUUUAACAAAUUUCUUUAAAAUUUGAAUGUAUAAAUUGUAUUAAAUACCUGAUCAAUAUUUGUGUAGCUUUAUUUCAUUACAAUUUAAGUUUAAUUGUUUUGUUUCUGUUAUAGUCCUUCAGGAAAACUUGUUCAGAUAGAAUAUGCACUAGCGGCAGUAUCGGCUGGAGCAGCAUCAGUCGGUAUUAAAGGUAAAUAGUUUAAACACUACUCAUAUAGUAUUUAUACAUUUUUUUGUUUCAUAAAAUAAAAUGUGAAUUGUAUUAUGUUAUUUUGGAUUUAUGAAAAUUAUUAGUCCAUAAACAGAAUAACAUUGCAAAUUAAUUCUAGUUAGAAGUUAGAAGUUUAUUAUAUUGAUUAUAGCAAAACCAUUGGGUUUUUAAAAAAUAAACAAAGUUUGAAAGUAUUCUGUAAUUAAGAAAUAUUUGUAAUUAUAUUUUCAAUGUACUUAUUUAAUUUCUAACUUUUUGUUAAAAUAUAUUAAUAUAUUGAUAAAUUAAUUUCAAAUGUAUUGUGUUUUAGCUUCAAAUGGCGUUGUGGUUGCAACUGAAAACAAACGUAAAUCUAUUUUGUAUGAAACUACUGUUGAAAAAGUACAAAAAGUUACACCUAACAUUGGAAUGGUAUACAGUGGUAAUUAUAAAAUCAUGGAUUUUUACUAUACCUAAUAAAUAAUAUUUAAAAAAUCAUUGUUUUGUGUUAUUUAUAUUUAAAUAUUUUAUCAAAUUUUUAAAUUAAGUAUUUAUAAAUUACUGAUAAUUCUGUAAUAAUUCCUGUAUUUUAAAAUUAUACAUUUUGAACAAAUACUCUUUUUAUCAGAGAGUAAAUUACUUAUGAAUAGCGUUUAUAUCACAUUCCAAAAUAUCAUGGUUUCCCCAAAGAUUUCCUGUAAGAUUAUCUAUCAUUUGUACACUGAUUUCUAUUGAAUGAUUUACCUUCUCCUUUUUAUAGUAUGAUUGGGUAUAUUUGUUUUAUAAUUUAGGAACAUUUGUUAUUUAUAAACUAUUUAUUAUCAAUUUUUUAUUUAAAAUGCUAUGAACAUAUUCAAAUAUUUAUAUAUCAUUUGUAUUGAAUAAUGAGAUACAUUUUUUCCUAUCUUAAUUCUAUGAUAUUUUUAGGCAUGGGCCCAGAUUAUAGAUUACUAGUUAGAAAAGCGAGAAAAGAAGCAGCACAGUACCAAUUGAAAUUUGAAGAAGAAAUACCUACAGCUUUAUUGGUACAGGAGGUUGCUAGUGUUAUGCAGGAAUACACUCAGUCCGGGUAAUUAUUUGUACUGAUUUUCAAUAUUAAUAUUAGUGUUAUCAACAAUUCCCAACCAAAAAAACGUGUAUUCAAACAUAAAAAUUGGUUGUCUUUUAAAAAAUAUUUUGAAAUUAUGCAUUCAAAGAAAUUGAUUGAAUGUUUAAAGGUCAGAUUUUGUAUGUUAAACUGACUACAAUUUAUUAAUCUACUGUAAUCUUGAGUAUUUUUUUGUCCAAUCAAAUACUCCAUCAUCUAUUUUUGUAUUCGGCUAUAUCUUUCCAUUGUACUCUAGGUUUCAUCAAUUCUACAUCCCUGACAACAAUCCUGCAUUUUCCAUUCUAAAGUGAUAUCUUUCCAGUGGUCACUUUUCUGUUGAGUUUUUUUGGUUAUAGUUCUUGUUAUUGAAACCUGUUUUUCUUCAUGCAUAUCCUGUCUAUUUCUUUCUUCUCAUUCAAACGUCUUAACAUUUUUUCUUAAACUACCUACUGUUGUAGUUAAUUAACUAGUAAAUUUGACAUUUUCGAUUACAUUAUUUUAUUGUAUUAGUAAGGUAAAUAUGUCCAAUUUAUCAGCCACUCAAUGACAGGAAUUUUUUUCCUAAUCAAAAAAGGCAACAUUUUAACAGUAUUGGUAACAAAUAUUUGAACAUUAUUCGUUAAAAAAAAAAUUGAAUAUUUUGACCUUCAUAAUAUAGUGGAUUUCGCUUAAUAUGGCAUGUUACAUUAAGCGGUUAUCCAUUUUAACCGAAAUAAGUAUUGUUAUACAUUAGAAUCUGUACCAGACCAUUAUUCCAAAGUUUGGCGAUUGAUCAUAUUAAAUGGAAUCCAUUGUAACAUAUUAAGUCAUCCAAAUUUUACAUUACAGUAAAUUUCAUCUUGAAAUACUUUUUUUUUCAAAAUAACUUUCUGGAAUUAUACAUUCUAAAAUGUGACAUUGUCCUCAUAUUGUCUGCUCUAGUUGUGCAACAAAAUAGCAUAUUGGAAUUUGUUUUUAGGCAUGAAAACUAGAUGUUUACUUUCAAACAGUAUUUUUUUUAUUCUUUACAUUGAAUUCCGAGUAUAAGUUUACAUUGUGAAAGUACCUGUUUUUAUUUAGUAUAGAUCUUAGUAUGUUGUUUCGAGUUGUUUGAAGUUGCUUAAGAUUGAAAUUGCAGUCACUACUACAGGCAAUUAUUUCGUUGGUUAAUAAUGAUUCAACUAAGGCUUUAUAUACACUUUUAAUAUGGGCAGAGUUUAACAUACGUUUUAGCUGGUUAAAGGUAUAGAUGAGCUUACGUAGUUUGGUUACUAGUAGAUUUAUAUGUCUUGUUCAUUUAAAAUUUUUGCUCAUUUUAACACCCAGGUAUUUUACAGAUGUGCUGAUGCUUAAUUUGGUUUCACAAGCGCAUGAGUUUAUAUUAUGACAGUUAAAUGAGUGCAAUGGAAUGUGGUUUAUGUUGGGAAAUUAGAAUAGGUUACAUAUAUAAUAUAUAUAUAUAUGUAUAAUAUAUAUAUAUUCAUGCGGUAGCAUGUAUGUCUUAUCAAUAUUUAGGAAAAGUUUAUUUUCCAGUAACCAGUUUUGAAUGAUGGUAAUAUCAUUUUGUAUAUUAAGAAAGACGUCAUCCUAGGAGUUUCUUGUCACUAUUAAUGCUGUUUUAUCAGCAAAACAUCCUAAUAAAACUCACUCUCAAAGGCAGUGAGUUAUUAUUAUUUAUUAUUAUAUUAUUUAUCUGAAUAUUAAAUAGGAAAGAGGAAAAAGAGGUGCUUUGGGGAACUCCAUAUUUAAUUAGUUUACGAGAACUCAGUGUGUUGUUUAUCUUUACAUACUGGAGGCGUAAGACAGGUAAGAUUUAAGUAGUUUUAGUGCUGUAUUUUUAAUUCCUAUAUCAAUAAGUUUUGAUAGAAGUAUGUCAUAGUCUACUGUGUCGAGCGCUUUAGCCAAGUCAAGGUAAAUUGUUACACAUUUUGUAUCAUUAUCUAAUGCAGUGUAGACUACGUCAGUGACUUGAGAAAUAGUUUGGUCAGAAUCUUUUUUUGGUUUGAACCCGAAUUGGGAUGGAUGGAGAAUAUCAUAAGUUUUAAGGUAGUCUUGUAAUUCUUUUUUGAGUAACUUUUCAAAGAUUUUAGGAAUAUUUGAAAUCAGCGAUAUUGGACGAUAAUUAUUAAUGGAGAGUUUAUCUCCUUUUUUAAUAUUUGGGUUAUUACUGCCGUUUUAAAUAUAUCUGGAAAGACCGAGUUGGUUAUUAAUAUAUUAAAAAUGUGUAAUGAUGAUUUUAAAAGUAUAGAUGAGUUAAUUUCAUCCUUAAUGUUGUCAUGCCCAGGUGCAGAACCGCUUUUUAGGGUCCGAAUUGAUUCUAGGACAGCAGAAGUGUCAUUAAAUAUAUUAAAAUUACUGAAUCGGUGAGAAAUGUUUUCCAUUGGUUUAGACGUUUUAAUUUUGUUAGGUAUUUUUUUUUUUAAAUUUAUUAUCUUGUUUUACAUCAUAUCACAGAUAUGGUUGUUUUAUUUUAAUUAAUUGUUAAAUUUAUUAAUUUUACUAACUAUAUUAUAUUGAAUUGUUGUUUUGUUUUUAUGAUUUUUUCAAAAUUUGUUUAGACUUAUUUUUAAAUGUGAAAAUUAUUAAAAUGUAUACAUUGAUUUAUCUUCUACAAUAUUGAUUCUAAUUAUAUAGUCAAGGUUUUUAAACAUAAGUUUAGAUUGUCUUAUAUCCUUGUUUUAUCCUCCGUCUGUCCAUAUAGUUACGGUUGUUGGUUUGGUUGAUUAGGAGAUAUUAUUGUACUAUAUUACUCUUAACAUUAUUGUACAUUAUUUUUAUUAUUAAAUUAAUUAUAAAUAUUAAAUUUACAAUAUACUAGUCAAUACAAAAAUUAAAAAUAAGUACUAAAUAAAACUUUUUUUAGUGUAAGGUCCAUUUUUACAAUAAUGUUUGUAUAGUGCUAACCGGCAGUUAAAUUUGCUGAAAAUCAGCAAAAUUCUAUUUCGUUUGUAAUGCUAUAAUAUUAAUAAAAUAUAAAACCUAAUAAUAAUUAUGUUAUUAUUUAAUUACUUUAACAAUUACAGAUAGAUAAUAAAUAUAUUACAAUCUUAAAUCAUAAUAAUGUAAUGUUUACCAUCCUCUGUUUUAAGGUGUGGGUAAUAUGCUGUACUAAAGAUAAUAAUACCAUUUUUUGUUGAAUAAAAAAAAAAACUUACAUUGUCAUGGAUUGGGAAUUUCAUUAUUUAUACUGAAUUUUCUAUAUUUCAUGUAACAGUUAAAUUUUACAUUACAUUAAAAAAAUAAUUAUUCCUUGACAAUUUGACUGUAACUUGGAAUUUGGAAUAUUCUGUAUAUAUUAUAUUAUAAUAUUGUAUUCAUUUUAUGUGAAUUAAUGCUAAAUAGUAUUUACAUAUCAAACAAAGUACUUAUAAAGAUUUAUUCUCUUGGUGAAAUAAUUUGAAAAUAUUUAUGUUUAUAUAAAUUCAGAAAAUAUUAUUGUUAAUUUAAAAUUGUUUGUAAUGCCAAGUAUUAUUUUUUAUUCAAUGCAUUUUUAACAGGUAAAAAUACUUGACUUUUUUUUUCCAUUGUACUAAGAUCUGUGUGACCUAUAUUUUAAAGAACCAUUAUUGCAACCAUUGUAAAAUAAACUUAAAUAAAUGCCGCAUACUUGUAAAAUAACAUUAAUAUAUUUGUAUUAUCAUUCAUUUAUGUCUAUUGAUACUAACAAAAUCUAUAUUAUUAAUAGAAACUAUUAUUUUCUAAAUUGGUAAUUACCGCAUAUAGAUAUAGUCCAUAUAUUAUUAAUUACUGAUUGCUUAGUACAAUUAUUUUAAUGAAUUUUUUUCAGUGGUGUUAGACCUUUUGGAGUGUCUUUAUUGGUGUGUGGUUGGGAUAAAACUGGACCUAAACUCUACCAGUGUGAUCCAUCUGGAGCGUAUUUUGCAUGGAAGGCCACGGCAUUAGGAAAAAAUUAUGUCAACAGCAAACAAUUUUUGGAAAAAAGGUAAAUAAAAAACAUUACACAUGUUGAUAUUAACAUAUUAGUUUAAAUUCUAACUUUACUUGAUCAUAUCUUUUAUUAAAAGUUGAUUAUUAUAUCUUUGAUCCCAAGGAGACAAUUGAUUUUUGGUAUUUUUUUUUUUUUAAUUUUGUCAUGUAAUUUUUUCCGUUUUUAUUUGAUCACAUUUAGAUCAAAAUAUAUGUAAUUAGUGUAUGUAUUUUCAAAACUAAAUUUGAUUGUAUUGGAACUUACACAAUUGAUUAGACAUUUUUCCCUGGGAAGAUUUGUCUGUUAAUAUUUUUAUAAUGUGUUUUAGAUAUAAAGAAGAUUUAGAAUUGGAAGAUGCUAUCCAUACAGCUAUUUUAGCAUUAAAAGAAGGUUUUGAGGGACAAAUGACUGCGGAUAAUAUUGAGGUUGGAGUUUGCCGCAAAAACAGAAAUGAUGAAAUAAUAUUUGAAAAACUCGAUCAACAACAAGUUGCUGAUUAUUUAGCUAAUAUACCGAAUUAAGUUUAAGAUUUUUUUUAAUAAGAAAACUAAAUAUUAAUUUUAAUAUGUGUUUGAGUUAAAAAUGGUCUAAUGGUAUAAGAUGUAUUGUUUCAAAAAAAAAAAAAUUGUGUAUGUCAUACAUUAUUAAAUAAGACCUAACUGAUUUUGAAAAGUAAAAUCUAUGGUAUUUUUAAAAUAAAUACUACAUACUAAAUUAUUUUAAUUUGAUUUUAAAUCAUCAAAUU